UGACUUGGCCGUUGGAGGAGGAGAAGAAGAAAAAGAUUGUCAACAAUGGCGACCGAGUUUCGAAUGGAGUUGCUACCUUCGGACCCGCUGCUGCACAUAUUGUCCUUCCUUGACUUUAGAGACUUGGUCCACAUCAGUUCCACCAACAGGAGGCUGAAUGAGUUGUCCAAACACAAUCCGCUGUGGAGGUCGCUGUGCUCCAAACACUGGCUGCUCACAGACGUGGAGCGGGUGCAGAGCGGGCGGUCCUGGUUCAACCUCUUCAGGGAGUACUACGAUGACCUGGGCCGCUACAUCCAGUACUACUCUGUGUUGAAAAGAGCCUGGGAACAGCUGACCAAUUUCCUGCGGCAGAGAUGUCCACGAAUGAUCGCGUCACUGAAGGAAGGUGCCACCGAGGCAGAGCUGGGCAGCAUCGAGGCUCAGAUCGGCUGCCGCCUUCCGGACGACUACCGUUGCUCGUACCGCAUCCACAAUGGCCAGAUGCUGGUCAUCCCGGGGCUGAUGGGCAGCAUGUCGCUGUCCAAUCACUACCGCUCGGAGGUGCUGCUGGACGUGGAGACGGCGGCGGGGGGGUUCCAGCAGAAGAAGGGGAUGAGGCGCUGCCUUCCGCUCACGUUUUGCUUCCACACGGGCCUCAGCCAAUACAUGGCCCUGGAGCACACCGAAGGGCGCCGCAAGUUUGAGAGCUUCUACCCCUGCCCUGAUCAGACAGCCCAGGAUCCCUCUGUCAUAGACAUGUUUAUCACAGGUUCCUCCUUUUUGGAGUGGUUCACCACCUACGUCAACAACGUGGUCACGGGAGAGUACCCGAUCAUCCGAGACCAGAUCUUCAGGUACGUGCACGACAAAAGCUGCGUGACCACCACCGGGGAUAUCACCGUCUCCGUUUCCACCUCCUUCCUGCCCGAGCUCUCCUCCGUCCACCCGCCGCACUUUUUCUUCACUUACCGCAUCAGAAUCGAGAUGGCGAGCGGCGCGCCGCCCGAGGUGGCCUGCCAGCUGGACAGCCGCUACUGGAAGAUCACCACGUCCGACGGCAACGUGGAAGAGGUGCAGGGGCCCGGCGUGGUCGGAGAGUUUCCGGUCAUGACGCCGGGAAAAGUUCACGAGUAUGCCAGCUGCACGACUUUCUCCACGCCGUCCGAGUACAUGGAGGGACACUACACCUUCCACAGACUUGACAACAAGGAAGUCUUCAACGUAGCAAUCCCUCGCUUCCAGAUGGUGUGUCCGCCAUUCAGAGAGCCCGCGUUGCGGACAGAGUCGAGCGAUUACACGUCGGGCUUGAAGGGCCGCGACGGGGGCAACCGCGGCAACGGCGAUGAAGACGACUAUCCUGGUCUGAGGGGACUCAACAUGGCCGCCCUGGAGGGAGCGUGGUGCCCCCGACACGUAUGAGGUUUGCGGCGAGGCGUUGCUGCGGAAACCAGCCGGACGCUCGGUCAUUGUUUUUGGCCGAUGGUGGAUUGUGGGGGUGGGGGGAAGCCAUCGGGACAAUCUUUUCGCCUUGCGGCUUGUCUCAUCUUGCACAGCUUUGACGGCGCUUGUUUGGCGUUUGAAAGAUUUCGAGCAAAGGAGAUGGUGAAGCCUCACUUGUAUUUUGGCCCGUCUGAACUCUUUGGCUUGCAGCAGCCAGAACAGAAUUCUGUUGUCGCCGCCAUACGCCAAGUCCUUUUGUUUUGGGGAGGGGAGGGGGAAUCCCGCAAUGCUUUCGUGUGAUCCGAGCUUUUUAUUGCAAACCGAGGCUAUUGUAAACCGUGUCAAUUUAGUUUCGAGCGGCGGAACAAAUGUUGCACUCGAUCACGUCGUCUGUGGUGGCUUAGCAGUUCGUAUCUCCGCCCGCCGUGACUUCCUUUUGCUAGCGAGAAGCGUGGUGAGGUCAUUGCAGAUUUGUUAGCCGUUUCUGUGGCCGAGUGACAUCACUUUGCGAUUGGUAGCUUUGGUUUUUCUUUGUUUGUGAUGAAUCAAUAAAUCUGCAUCGCUGCCUCCCGUCAACACCGCGUUUGGUCGUCUUGAC
Molecule: messenger RNA, 2020 nt
Organism: Hippocampus comes (tiger tail seahorse)
Lineage: Eukaryota; Metazoa; Chordata; Actinopteri; Syngnathiformes; Syngnathidae
Gene: fbxo3
Product: F-box protein 3
Exons: 12
Coding region: 46-1401 (451 amino acids)
Cellular component (GO): cytoplasm
Molecular function (GO): protein binding
Source: RefSeq, a predicted model, not a curated record